Messenger RNA from Physcomitrium patens, 1697 nucleotides. Its product is annotated as COP9 signalosome complex subunit 1. Gene Ontology annotation, cellular component: COP9 signalosome. The record is from RefSeq and is a predicted model, not a curated record. Lineage: Eukaryota; Viridiplantae; Streptophyta; Bryopsida; Funariales; Funariaceae.
GGGGGGGUUGUGCAGAGAUGGCACUUGGACGGAGCAAUUGUCACUUGGUGGUGAUGGCUCUCGACUGAUGUCCGCUUGCUCGUUGCUUCUGAUUCUGUAGGAUUGCGACAACCCUUAGGAGCCUCGGGUUGCGUGUUAAGCGUAGAACUGGAGCUGAGGAUGAUAACAGAUUUUCGAAGGGUGGCGUUGUGAAGGGAGAGAGCACGGGAUUGGUAGUGUUUUAGUAUCGCAGCAGUGGCGGAGGAGCCGAUUGCCAUGGACGGCUCGGAGAAUCAUGGGAGAGGGCCGACGGGGGCGACGCCUGAGCAGAUCGACGUGGAGAGCUACGCGAGCCUGUACUCGGGGCACACGAAGAUCGCUCGCUUGCAUUUCAUAGCGGAUCAUAGCAAUUCCCGCAAUUUGGAGCUCGAGGCUUUGCGGAUGGCGUUGGAUGAGAUUCGGAAGGGGGAGAACACGGUAUUGUUCAAAGAGUGUGUGGAGAAGAUAAACGGGCGCCUAGGGCCUGGUUACGGAUUGGACCAGGAGUGGAUUGAUACGGUGGAGCGCCGGGCUGCACAGCGGCAGGAGAAGCUUGAAAUGGAGCUCAAUGGAUAUAGGACAAACCUGAUCAAAGAGAGCAUUCGAAUGGGCUACAAUGACCUCGGCGAUUUCCAUUAUGCUCGCGGGGACCUUCAGCAAGCCUUCAAGUGCUACGUGCGGACACGGGAUUACUGCACAACCUCCAAACACAUAAUUGCUAUGUGCUUGAAUGUUAUUUUGGUUAGCAUUGAGCUUGGACAUUUUGUCCAUGUCUCAAACUACGUUUCAAAAGCUGAUCAGACUCCUGAUGUGCAAGACCCCGUCGUGUUAGCCAAACUCAAAUGUGCAGCCGGUUUGGCACACCUUGAGAGCAAGAAGUACAAGUUAGCCGCCCGCAAGUUUGUUGACACGAACUUCGAGUUGGGUAGCAACUACUCAGAUGUUAUAGCUCCCCAAGAUGUUGCAACAUAUGGAGGUCUUUGCGCGCUUGCAUCGUUUGACAGAGCGGAACUUAAAAGUAAAGUGAUUGACAACAUCAACUUCCGCAAUUUUUUGGAGCUUGUCCCUGAAGUGCGAGAGCUGAUCCAUGACUUUUAUGCGAGUCGAUAUGCUUCUUGCUUAGGGUAUUUGCAAAAGCUGAAACCGAAUUUAUUGCUCGAUAUUCAUCUAUACGAUCAUGUGGAGACAUUAUAUGAGCAAAUUAGACACAAGGCCCUUAUUCAGUACACGAACCCCUUCAUCUCAGUAGACCUGAACACAAUGGCCAGUGCUUUCAAGACUAGUGUAACAGGGUUGGAGAAAGAGCUAGCUGCACUUAUUACGGAAAAUCAGAUCCAGGCUCGUAUCGAUUCACACAACAAGAUUCUGUACGCACGGCAUGCAGACCAACGUAACACGACUUUUCAGCGAGUGCUGCAAACAGGCUCUGAUUUCCAGAGAGAAACAAGAGCCAUGCUCCUUCGUGCGAAUCUAAUGCGCCAAGACUUUGUCAUGAAGGGGAAUCGAAAGCAGCCCUAAAUAGCCUAUGUAUUAAAGCUGAAGAAUCAGUGUGUAACUCGUAUCAAUGUCAUCUGAAAUAUCAGAACCAGGCUUCUUGGUAUGCGCUCAAGCAGCCAGCUAUUUUACAAGCAUGUUCAUGUCUUGUUGAAUGAUCUUUAACGCAUUACAUUGAUCUUAUA